UUACAAAAAUCAUCUCAAGACAUGCUUAUACGUAGUUUGAAUGCGAUUAAAAAUGAUUUAAAACCAUUAACUGAAAAUUCUGUAAUUGAAGAUGAUUUAGAAAAUAUUUCAAAUGGUUUUCAAGCGGUAUCAAUUUUUGUUAAAGAUGGUUUCAUACCAUGGACAUAUAAUGUUUCGGAUUUAUUUAAUGAUUGGUCUGAAGUCUCUGACUAUUUCAAAGAUAAUUUCAAUUUGGAUGAAGAUAAUUUAGAAGUUUUAAAGAAUUCUCAAUUAAACUUAAGGCCUAUAUUAAUGGAAGAAAAACGUCUACUCAACUUGAAGGGUUAUUUAUGUGAUGCCCAAAAAUAUAAUGAUAUGUUACUAUCCAAUUCCGAAAACAAAACACAAUUAUAUAAGAAAUUAAGUGAAGCAUAUUGUAACUUAGAUCGAAAUCAGACUAAGCAAUUAUACACAUUUUUAAUACAACAUCUAAAUAUUUCAACAUUAUUCGAUUCGUUUAUUCAAACUACAAUGAAUAAUAUCCUAUCAAAAGCAAAUAUUACUCAAGAUGAAAUAAAGGAGAUAUUUUCUAAUUUAAAAGAAAUGAAAGAUUUAAUACCAAAAUUACAAGAAAAAUUUAAAAAUGUCACCAAGAUAUUUAACAAAAAUAAAACAGCGCCACAAAGUGCCGCAUUAGUUGCUGAAGAAUCUGACAAUGGCGUAGAUUUUCUAGCUGAUGCUAGUACACUAAUUUGUGGACGCCCGCUGAUUCAAACUGAUAUGCAUGUCUUAAAAGCUCUGUCUGUGAAUACAGAACCGCUAAAAGUCAUUAACCCAGAAGAUUAUAACGAUUUACCAACUCCUUUUUGUAAAGAACUCUAUGUAAAUAUCCUUCAAAUGGAAGCUGGUAAAAUACUUUGGACAUAUUUAAAACCAAUAGUUCGUGGUAGAAUUGUAUAUUCACCAAAAACAAUCAUAACUGAUAAUAUUAUGAAUGCAGCCAAUUUUACUUUUAAUGAAAUUUUCGAAUUUGAAAAAAUGCUUUUACAUUUAUCAAGUGGUUCAAAUUCUGUUAAAAAAUUGAUUCACAAUCGUAAAGCUGUGCAAGAAUUAGAGGUAUCCAUAAAAACUCCAAUGAUGGCAGAUUUAUUAUCAAUGGUCUUAGGUGAUGAAAAUAUUAACUUAGAAGAAAUGAAAUUACAACAAAUUAUUGAAGAAUUUCAAGGUUCUGAGAAAAUGAUGAACUUCGUAAAUAUUACUCACGAAUUAAUGAAAUGUAUUCGUAAAGAUCGAAUGGUUGGUGUUAACGAUGAAACAGAACUGGAAAAUUUAGCAUUAAGUUUAUCAAAUAAAAGAGAGUUAAUUGGAGCUGUUGUAUUUACUGAAAUAAUUCCAAAUUCAAAUAACAACCUAGUUCCAAAAAGUGUUAAAUAUAAAAUUCGUAUGGAUGUAGAUGAUGUCCCAUCGACAAAUCGACUUCGAGAUUUAUAUUGGUCACCAGGAGCUGAAGCUGAUUUUAUAGAAGAUUUACGAUACUUCCGUGGAUUCAUACAAAUACAAAAUAUGCUUGAUCAAGGAAUUAUUGGUUUACAAUCAAAAAAUAAUAAUACCGAGAAUAAAUACGAAAUUUAUACACAACAAUUUCCGUAUGCUUGUUGGAGAAAAGACUCAUUUGUUUGGUCUUUAUAUGCAUCACAAGGUUUUCAAGCUUGCUUUUUCUUGGCUUUAAUUGGUAUGGUUGGAACCUCUAUACGGUAUUUGAUUAAAGAACGAGAAACUCGAAAUACAUCGCUAAUGAAGAUAAUGGGUCUUCGUAUGGGUGUACAUUACAUUUCAUGGUUUAUUUCAUCAAUAAUUGAAAUGACCAUACUAAUGACAAUCAGCUAUUUUAUGUUCGUAUACGGAGAUGUGUUCCCAUAUUCAAAUUUACUUAUUGUCUACGUAUUCUUAUUAUCCUAUGGAUUUUCCGUUAUAAUGUUUUCGUAUAUGUUUUCACCGCUAUUUAAAGCGGCGAGUGCAGCAUCAAUCACUGUUGUCAUGUUAUAUUAUUUAACAUAUAUGCCAUAUAUUAUAUCGUAUACAUGUGAAGCUGUCUUAUCAUUAUGGCAAAAAGUUAUUAUUAAUUUGUUUAUGUCAAGCGCCUUUAGUACAAGUGUAUUAUAUAUGUUACGAUAUGAAGUCCAAACAAUUGGUAUUAAUUCGGAUACAUUUUGGACGUCACCAUUACAAGGUGAUAACAUGAAUUUUGGUAUAAGUUUCUUCUUAGUCAUACUUGAUGGUAUCUUAUACGGAAUUAUUGGAUAUAUCUUAACAAAAUAUUUGACAGAUAUUCCAAAUAUAAAAACAACAGCCAUCGUCGCCCAUAGUCAAGCAAAUUCAACUUCAAAUGCAAUUCCAGCAAGCGUUGGUGUUGUUAUACAAAAUAUUACUAAAGUUUACAAUACGGGAAAAGUUGCAUUAGACAAUGUUAAUAUACAAUUAUAUAAAGGGCAAAUAACAACACUACUGGGACAAAACGGAGCUGGAAAAACAACAUUAAUCAAUAUACUAACAGGAAUGGCAUCUCCAACUAAAGGACAAAUUAUUAUUAAUGAUCCAACUUAUUCCAAUUUGAAACUUAAACGACAAUAUUUGGGUGUUUGUCCUCAAUUUUCAAUACUUUUAGAUACAUUAACUACAAGAGAACAUUUAAUGUUUUAUGCUCAGCUAAAAUCUGAGCUACCUGCAAAAGAUGUCGAAGAGGGUGUUGAUAGUUUAAUUGAAUCCAUGGGUUUGGGCCUACUGGCAAAUGAACCAGUUCAAAAAUUAUCAGAAGGAACACGACGACGUGUAUCUGUUGCGAUUGCAUUUACCUAUGGACCCAGUCUAGUUGUAUUGGAUGAACCAAGUAGUGGCGUAGAUCCGGUUGCCAGACGUCAAAUAUGGGAUUUAAUUAUAAAGCAUAAGAAGAAUCGUACAAUUUUAUUAACAACACAUCAUUUUGAUGAAGCCGAUUUAUUGAGUGAUCGUAUUAUAAUUUUGCAUAAAGGAAAAAUUCAUUGUUCCGGCACACCAUUAUAUUUGAAAGAGAAUUUUGGUAAAGGUUAUCAAUUGGAUGUUACAUAUUAUCCAGAUAAUGAAAAAAUAGAAUCAAUUGAAACAAACCGGUCCAAUGAUUUAUUAAAGGCAUUAAAAGAAGCUGUCGAAAACAUAUCGGUUUUUGAAAUUGUUGAAAGUAGCCGCAUUAUUUUUGAUUUACCAUUUUUAACUAGUUCUGGUGUACCCAACAAUUUCGAGAAGACAGCACUUAUUUUAGAACAACAAAAAAGUAAAUUAGGUAUUGAAGAUUAUGCAUUUAAUUGUACAACAUUGGAAAAAGUAUUUGUGGAUAUUUGUUGUAAGGCUGAUAUAAUGGAAGACUCCGAACAUACAAAAUUAAAUAUAAUACCAAAUAUUAAUACGUCAUCAUUAGAGAAUAUUUAUUUUGGUAAUAAUAAACCAAAUUCAAUUGCAGAAAAUGAUUUUAAAUUAGCACCAAACAAAGAAAUACUCACGCAUAAUCUAAAACACAUCAAUUCACAUAAAACAAAAUGGUACGAUCAAUUUAUGCCACUAUUUAAAAAACGUGCCAUACAUUAUAUCCAUGAUAAAAAGGCAUUAUUCUGUACGUUAGUUUUGCCUACACUAAUUGCGGCAAUUGCGAUGGGUUUAACAUUAUUACGACCACCGACUGUUGAUGAACCAUCUAUUGACUUAAAUCCAAAUCUUUAUGAUAUGAGUACGAAUUUCCUUAGCUACGAUCCACAUUUUAUCUCGAGUGAAAUUGGUGAAAACAUUUUAAAUGAUUAUGGUGAACAUAAACCAAAUUAUUUGCUCAAAUUGAAUUAUACUUCACAAAAUUGUGAAUGUACUGAUAUGGGUCAAGUUUGUUUAAAUAAUGUUGACAUUAAAUAUCCGAAUCCAAAAUUUGUUUAUUUUUGGAAUGAAAAGGAAGCUAGUAAUUGGAUUAUUGAGACACAAAAUAAAUACAUUGAAAAAAGGUAUGGAGGAUGGUCAGUCAAAUCAUCAACGAAUCAAAAUUUUAAUGAAACUUUAACCGUAUGGUAUAACAAUAAAGGUCAUCACUCAGCACCAUCGUAUACAAAUCGUUUAAGCAAUGCUAUUUUGAAAUCUGUUUGCGAUGAUUGUUCGAUUUCCACAUAUUCGCAUCCAUUAAAAUUUAAUUUAGAACAAUUAGGAUCUGCUUCAAUUCGACAACAUGUAGCAGAUGUUGGAAUUGCUUUGGUAUUAUUAUGUGCCUAUAGUUUGGCUAUAACUUGUGGAGUUCUCUACAUAAUUGGCGAAAGGAAAAAUGAAGAAAAACGUUUACAAUACUUAAGUGGUGUAUCACCAAAUGUAUAUUGGAUCGUCAGUUUCGUUUGGGAUUAUGCUAUGUUUAUUGUAUGCAUAUUUUUAUCUAUGGGCGUUUAUGAAAUAUUUAAAUUACCAGUAUUUACUGCCAGGCUUAAUUUAGCCGGGCAUUUAGCAUUAUUAUUACUUUUAGGUUGGGGUAUUAUUCCAUUAGUACAUAUUGGUGAGAAGUUUUUCAAAGAUCCAAGUUUAGGAUUUAUAGCAAUGUAUUUUGUUAAUGUUGCACUUGGAAUAAUUCCACAAAUAGCUCUCUUGUUGAUUGAUAUAUUUGGACAUGCAGAAUGGGUCCGAGAAUUACGUGAUGUUUUGGGUAAAGUGUUCCUUUUGUUACCACAAUUUGCUUUUGCUGAUGGUGUAUUAACGAUUACUAAAAAUGAAAUACAGGCUGAAUUGCUGUCCAGAUUCGGUGCUGAUACCUAUAUAUCUCCAUUAAGCUGGGAAUUAUUAGGAAUCAAUUACGUUUGCCUUUUCGUAUAUGGCAUAUUAGCAUUUAUUAUAAACUUAUUAAUUGAAAAUAAGUACACAGCGUUCCAAAAUAAAAAGAAACAAAAUUUCCCAAUGAAAUCAAAAUAUUUAUUAGAAACAGUAAAUCUUCGCAAGGAAUUCAAAUGUUCAGAUGGUAUUCGUGUGGCCGUGGAUUCGUUAUCAUUAAAAAUACCACCUGGCCAAUGUUUUGGAUUAUUAGGUGUAAAUGGUGCUGGAAAAUCUACAACAUUUAAAAUGUUAACCACAGAGUUAACAUCCACUUCGGGUGAUAUUUUAAUUGAAGAUGAAUCAAUUGGAAAUGGACCGUUAACAUCUGGAAAAUUAGGUUAUUGUUCACAAAUGAAUUCAAUGGAUCCAAAAUUAACUGUAUGGCAAUCAUUAGAAUUGUAUUCGAAAUUAAAGGAUAUAUCAAAUAUCAAUGAUGAAAUACACAGUUCUCUUGAAUUAUUUGGAUUAACACCAUAUAUUGAUCAACAAUUUGAGAAUUUAAGUGGCGGUAAUAAACGUAAAUUAUGUGCAGCUGUUGCCAUGUUAGGUAAUUCACCAGUUAUUUUAAUGGAUGAACCCACCAGUGGAAUGGAUCCAGCUGCCAGAUCAUUAAUUGCUAAAGCAAUUGAUGAUGUUACAAGAAAGAAUCGAUCGGUUAUUUUAACGUCACAUAGUAUGGAAGAGUGUGAGGCGUUAUGUUCCGAAGUAGCUAUAUUAAUUGAGGGUAAAAUUCAUUGUAUAGGUUCACCACAAUCAUUAAAAGUGAGAUUUGGUGGAGGUUAUUUAAUCUCAAUAAGAUUAAGACAAGAAAAUCAAACAUAUGAAUUAAAUACAUUAAUGUCAAAACAUUUUCCAAAUUCAAAAAUUGAAAAUCAACAGUAUUGUACAAGUCAAUUUUUAAUACCAACAAACACAACGACAUUACCAAGUUAUAUAUUUAAUAGAAUGAAUUUAAUUUCACGAACAUUAGACAUCACGGAUUAUUCAAUUGUUCGAAGUACAUUAGAUCAAGUAUUCAUAAAUUUAGUACAUUCCCAAUCAUCGAAUGAUUUAGAAAAUAAUGAUAUAGGAUCAUCUACGGAUGGUAUUAGUAUGUCAUCUUUUACGAACAAAACAUAUCAACAGGACAAUGUGACUGUUAGUCGAUUGUGAUAAUAUUUUUUAGUAAUUAAU
Molecule: messenger RNA, 6015 nt
Organism: Chrysoperla carnea
Lineage: Eukaryota; Metazoa; Arthropoda; Insecta; Neuroptera; Chrysopidae
Product: retinal-specific phospholipid-transporting ATPase ABCA4-like
Exons: 24
Coding region: 22-5994 (1990 amino acids)
Biological process (GO): lipid transport; transmembrane transport
Cellular component (GO): intracellular membrane-bounded organelle; membrane
Molecular function (GO): lipid carrier activity; ATP binding; ABC-type transporter activity
Source: RefSeq, a predicted model, not a curated record